Molecule: messenger RNA, 2304 nt
Organism: Brenthis ino (lesser marbled fritillary)
Lineage: Eukaryota; Metazoa; Arthropoda; Insecta; Lepidoptera; Nymphalidae
Source: the annotation of a GenBank genome assembly
AUGAUGGAGGAUGAAACAGAAAGUAUAGAGAUGAGGCCAGCAAAUGCGCGACGUACAUUCACUCUUCGUAAUAAUGUUGCUCGACACGUUGUAAACUUUAUGCCUUCUCGCCAAAUGCCACACAAUACUCUAAGACUUCGUCGAGUGAACAGUGAACAAAAUGCCCUACUGCAAGCGUCCAUGUCGGACGCGCCAGACGCGGUCGAAAAGCAGGCGGACAUCAUCGUGCGGGAGAUGGAACAAAACCACCAGCUCAUGGAGGACAACCCUCUUUCGGAAGAAUUACGGAGGGAAGCCUUACGAGAUCUACCUCAGGGCUUGACCAUGAAAAGAAACGUCCGCGCCAAACUGUCGGCAUCAGUCAGUCUGCGAUCCAACCGACGACCUAUAUCUAUGUAUAGGAGAUUGAAAUAUACGUUUAGUUUUACUUGGAAAAGGUCACGAGACCGUUUCCGCGAUUUCUUCUUCUCCAUUGAUCUGUGGUACGAAGCGAUCAGAAACAUCGAGGGUAACCUCGGCUCGGCCGUGGGCUCCUACUUCCACCUCCUGAGAUGGCUGUUCGGCAUCAACCUGAUGCUGUCCAUCCUCAUCAUCUGCUUCGUGAUGGUGCCACAGGCGUUGUAUGACAAUAGCACGAAUUAUACUACGAGUUUGAAGCCUUUGGACUUUAUCAGUGGGAUGGGUGGAUUGGAGGAUUCACUAUUAUUCUAUGGACACUACCACAACGGUUCAGUGAGCGAUGGUCCACUGCAAUACGAUAUGGCAUUCGCGUACUUUUAUACGAUGGUGUGUCUGUACUUGGUGUUCUUCGCCGUGCUUUGCUAUAGGACGGCGUACUCGUACCGGCGCAACUUCAUCGAGCCGGCGGGCAGCGGGGAGGUGCGCCAGCUGCUGGCCACCAAGCUGUUCUGCGGCUGGGACUUCGGCGUGGCGAGUGCGCGCGCCGCGGGGCUGGCGGCGAGGGGGCUCUACUACGAGUUUAAGGAACUGCUAAACGAACAAAACCGUAAGCAAGUGGCGAUGACUUUCUGGGUUGCGGUGGGGCGCCGCGCCGCCAACACGCUGGUGUGGGCGGCGGCGCUGGCGCUGGUGGCGGGCGCGCAGUACGCGCUGUGGCGGGUGCUGGGCGCGGCGCGCGGCGGCGACGCGCUGCGCCGCCUGAGCGUGUCCGCGGCCGUCACGGCCGUCGUGUGUGUUUGUCCGCUGCUGCUUAAUCUUAUUGUUAAGCUGGAGUUCUAUGAUGCACGCACAGCGUUUUACGUAACUGUUGCGAGGACUUGGCUCCUGGACACCGGCACUCUCGUGCUCCUGCUGUUCUACUGGGUGAACUCUGAAGAGACGUGUUGGGAAACACGCGUGGGUCAGGAAGUGUAUCGCCUGGUGGUGCUGGAUGCUUUCAUCUCCCUAUUGCUGUUGCCUGCUAUUGAGUUUGCCAGAGCACUGAUGUUUAAGAUGAAGUGGGUGGGGUCUGCGCCGGAGUUCAGCCUGGUGCGGGACUCGCUGACGCUGCUGUACAACCAGUCGUGCCUGUGGGCGGCGCUGGCCUUCGCGCCGGCGCUGGCGCCCGCGCUCGCCGCCAAGUGCCUGCUGCUGUUCUACGUCAAGCGCGCCACCGCGCUCGCCGCCUGCCAGACUGCGAGGAAGGUGUGGCGCGCGGCGCAGACGCAGACGGUCCUCUACAUGUUUGUGACUCUGUCUCUCUUCACCACGCUGUUUGCUCUCGGCUCCUUGUUUUUGGGGUCGUCCCCGGCGUGCGGGCCGCUGCGGCGCUUCCCGCGCGUGUUCGAGGUGGUGAGCGAGGGCCUGCUGCGCCUGUCGCAGCGCGCCGCCCUGCGCGCCGCGCUCGCCUUCGCCACGCGCCCGGGGCCUAUUGCCUUCGUUAUGUUGGCGUUGUGCGUGGCGGUAUACACGAUGCGCGCUCGGUCCAUGGCGCAGCGCUCCAUCGUGGGGAUGCUGCGGCACAUGCUGCGGCUGCAGGCGAAGGACAAGGAUUUCCUUCUGUCCGCUAUCGAGAAAGUGUCCAAUGGAGAAUGGCUGUAUAGUCCCAAACCGGAGAACGAAGGACCUGAAAGUCAUACAUGGAAGUAUGUACAAGAAGUAAGAAAACCUUCGAACGCCGGCUACCACUUCGACGCGUCUAGACUUAGCCAUUCCUUCUUAGACCGGCCUAGGUCUUACAUAAAUGAGAAUAGACCUUCCUCGUAUGGAGAUCGGCAGAAGACUAACGAAGAUGGCGACACGGAUAGUUCGUUUAGUUGGCAAGGCUCUAGUAGCUAUUUGAAUCGAAAUGACGUGGAAGGUAAA